AAGUGUACCCUGAGGAAUAAUAAAUAGCAUGCCUGAUCCUUUCUGAAGUCUCGCUAAGUUGUUCUGGCUAUAAAACGCUACGCGUUUAACGUUGUUCUGGCUAUGCAAGUGUUCUAAAUGACCGUAGUUUAUAUUCUAUAAUCCCAAAGGGUCGGAGUAUACCAAAUUUCAUACAAAUUUGGUCGUCAAUUUUACUAGCACUCCCUUGUAUAAUAAAUAAUAUAAUAACUAUUUAUAUUUGCAAAAUUCCAAACGUAUAUCAGUAUUUUAACUUACGUUCAGAGCGAUCAUAUGUAGAGCACGAGGAUGGCUUUGUUAAACGUUUGAAGUAGGAGGUCAAGGUCGCGAGCAUUGAAGCGAGCGAGUCACGUGAACCGAGAAAAACGUGUGAAACGUGUCAAACGAAUUCAAAACGUGAUAAUGUCCGAUAUAAAAAGCGUUUUAACUUUAUUAUGUCAGCAUAUAAAUCUGUCUAUCAACGUGUCGAUAAAACCUGAACAUUUUAGGCUAGCGAAAUUUAACACCGCGUCCGAAAAUGUCAGUGACGAAUUCUGGAAAGUGUUGAACAUAUUAAGUUAUCAUGCCGUGAAAGAGAAACAAAUGGAUAUCGGCGUUCUACGUUGCGACGUCGUCGGGGCUACCAAAUUGUACUUCGCAUAUUUAAAUUAUUCCGCGAUAGAGUUUUACGCCUCGGGCCAACAUAGUAAAAAUAAUAGACCGUUAUUAUUAGCAUUUGCAUGGAUUCUUGGAACGCAGAACGUUCUGAAUAUUAUUACUCGAAUCAAUUUGACGAAGAGUCAAUUAGGAAGGGAAUGUUCAUAUAGUUUGAAUAAAUUACAAAAGAAGGGAACCAAGUAUAGUAUACCGUUAUCAUUAACUGCACAGAUAAAUCAUGCACUGUAUUUGAACGGCAAAGUGAAUUACAACAUAAAAGAGAUAUCUGAACUUGUAUCUGAGAAAAUAAAAUUAACGGCCAAAGCUCAUGCUGCAACUAUUAACGUCAGUGGUCUUCCACAUUUAAGCGUAUCAGAAGCAGCGCUAGUGAAACAUAUUUCAGCCACGAACACGCUUUCCGUUCAAGAUAAAAAGCAUAUAAAAGAAUUACAUGCUAUCGCUAAUUUAUUAGAUAUUCACAUGAAAUGGUCGAAGAAGGAACAUGUCUUCUUUGAAUGGAUGGUAACAGUAGUCGAAGAACACAAUAAGUCUUUGGAUUCCAGUUUGCAAGAUAUCGACUGGAACGAGGUUUCAAAGUUUGUUUCUCUACUGAAACGCGUUACGCAAGAGAGAUUUGAAUCCUUGACGAAAACGGAUUCGGGGAAUUCACAGAAUUACAAACCUCAGUGUGUUUCCCGUUUGCUCAGAUUUAAAGGCGAUGGCACGGAAGUGGAAAACUGGUUGACAGAACUUACUACUGAAUUGAACAAAGAAACAGGGAAUUUAAUUGAAAGAAAGGAGAAACUGUCGAAGAAAUUGCAAGAAGUUCUAAAGUCGAUCCCCUCUUGCGUGCAAGUUUAACUUACAAAUAUA
Messenger RNA from Ceratina calcarata, 1527 nucleotides. RefSeq lists its product as uncharacterized. Bases 421 to 1515 code for a protein of 364 amino acids. Lineage: Eukaryota; Metazoa; Arthropoda; Insecta; Hymenoptera; Apidae. The transcript is spliced from 5 exons. The record is from RefSeq and is a predicted model, not a curated record.